Molecule: messenger RNA, 1725 nt
Organism: Penicillium chermesinum
Lineage: Eukaryota; Fungi; Ascomycota; Eurotiomycetes; Eurotiales; Aspergillaceae
Exons: 3
Coding region: 1-1725 (574 amino acids)
Source: RefSeq, a predicted model, not a curated record
AUGGAGAAAUCGAGUCCGGAAGCGGGGGUUCUCGCCCAUGGUCCGGAUCCGGCCCAGACUUCGCAUAUUGACUCCUCUGUUCAACCGGGAACUGUCUCCGACGAAAAGACGUCUGGUCUUGCUCGAUCUCCGUCCCUCGUGCAGAGCAAACGAUCAUCCCUGCCGCCCCGUUCCAACUCAAAUGCCCGGCAUGCCAAACGACUGACCUUGAACUUCCCGAUCAAUAUCCCUACGAACCAGUCCCCGAUCUCGACCCCAGAUACGACUAUUACGUCGCCGGCAUCUAUGACACCCAUAACACAAUCCUCAACCCGUCCAUCCCCUGCACUACCUACCGGGGCUUCAAUACCCUUAGAACUCGAGGAUGAUGGCUAUGAUUUCCUCCGUGCCAUCGCUUCGCAGGAACGCAGGGUAUUGGAGCUUCGGGAGGAGCUUCAGCGGGCGGAAACGGACUUGACCACCCUAAAGAAACAAUGGGCGAUAGCUGAGAAGUCCCGAAAACGCACCGAGAUCAGCCAUCAUGCGGAGCAGAUGUUGCCUCUGCGCUCUCCUGACACAAGCGUGCCGCCAGAUGCUUCAAGCUCGGGCUCAGGUUCGCAUCGCCGGGAACAAAGCAUGAGUUCUGUUGGGAGCUCAGCUGUUUCUCACGAGCGAGUCAGCCGAGAGCUGGAUCGGCGCCCAGGGGCGCGUGCAGCAGCGGCACCAGGGUCAUCUAUCUCCUCAAAUGGUCGACGUGUCUUCCAAGGCUCUCACACUCGCGCAUUGUCUCUUCUCUCCACAACCACCGCACCGAGUCAUUCUAGCGCCGGUCCCAUUCUCACAGACGCUGAUCGGGUUGGCCGAACUCCUCGUUCAGCCACAUUGCCCUCCGUCGAACGUAGUCAUAAUGUUACAUCAUCGAAACCCCUCGCGUCGCCCGCCCAUGAGAGCGCCGUGCCCAGCCAGCUGCUUUCCCAAUGGUCGUCGAACAUGCCACCGCCGUCGCGAGAGGCUUUCAUGCGCACCGGCAAGCAAAUGGCCUCCGAUUUGAGAGAAGGCCUGUGGACAUUUUUCGAAGACAUCCGACAAGCUACUGUUGGCGAAGAGGGCGUGAAUGGGACAACAACCCGAACAAUGUCACCCAACCGCUCACUAGCACCACCGGAAUCUCAUAAGCGUAAUUCUCUCGCCAAGUCCUCCAGUCGAGAGCGACUCUCUGUCGCGGGAAUAAACUCCAAACCGGUCGAGAUUGACACUUCUUUCUGGCAUGAAUUUGGCGUUGAUUCACCAGUGCAGAAGUCUCCCACCGCUCGCCCCAGCCCUCCCAACGGCGCAAGGACCCCUCGGGGCGAGGACGAACGCGAGCGCCCCGGUCGCCGCUCCGCCAGUCAAGUCAAAGCGGAGGAAGAUGAUACCGUCGACAACUGGGAUGUGUGGGAUACCCCGGCUCCCAACAAAACGACACACACGCCUUCCUCCAGCCGAUCCACCAUUGAGUCCAAGCAAGACCAGUCGCCCGCAACUCAAGGCAGUAGUGCCCGAACCAGUGAUAGCUUUGGCGAGUGGAACCCCAUUUCUACCGCGCCCGAUCCCAGCGUCACCGAAGGCAUCCCUUGGCCCUCCAUGCCCAACCUCGCUCCGUCGAAGCUUCAACGAACUGCGUCUACUCUCAUGGCCGAAUGGGAACGCAGCCUCUCUCCAUCACCUGAGAGGAAGACUUCUUCUAAAAGCAGUAAAAAGGACUAG